AUGCUGGCUUCAUCGUCAUCCUCACCGUUGCGUACACUGGGCUUGCACGAGCGCUACGCUGUUGCGCGUCGAUGCGUCGACUCGGCCUCGGUAGUCAGUGUCGCAGCCAUCUUGCAACUUGACUCGGUUGAGCAACCGCAAUGCGACACAAACCAAGCAUUCGAGGCUCUACGAAGCCAUUUGGCAUCUCGAAUCGACCAAGUGCUGACGCAAUACCCUCUACUCGGAUACUGCGUUCAAGCGCCACGUUCGAAAUCGCCUCGGUGGGCACCGAUCGUUCCGACGCCCACAUCUAACGAUAUCUUGCACGUCGCUCCACCGAUCUGCACGCAGCAAGCCAGCCAUGUCACGACCACCGUGCUGUCAAAAGCGAUCCUGGACGCGCAACUGGCGCUCCCCAAAUCAACAUGCUUGCACAAAGAUGCUCUGUGGAAGGUGCAAGUAUCAUGGAUUCAAGACGAGCAGAAAAAGGGCCGAUCGUGCCUCGUCGUGCUUUCCACCGAUCAUGUGAUCAACGACGGUCGUGGAACACUGAACCUCUUCCAAAUGCUGUUGCGCUCCGAUAGCCUUGUACAAAGCGAUUCAGCCACAACGCCGGACCGCACCGUCAUCCCACCGGCAUCGGAUAAAGUGUUCAACUUGCGCCCUUCGAUCACAUAUAUGCUGGGCGAGGCAUGGCGAGAGUUGAUCUUGCCCAAGUUGCCACUGCCUAGAAACGUGAAAGCCAGGCUCUGUCCUCCGGCUUCGUGGCCUAUGUCGGCUUGGACGUGCAAAGAUCGACGCCACUCGGUAGCUGGGGGUAACCAAAUCGUUGGCGCAUCUUGGCAGUGCAAACCUGAUCUUGACGUGAUCCUGGUCUCAUCACCAAAUCUCAUCAGCAAUAUCAAGAAGCUUUCGCGAACACACGUGGAUCCAACAGCUCGAAAACCGGCGACAAUGCAUUCCAUCAUCCACACACUUGCUCUGGUCGCACUGUUCGCGGCUGUGACACAGUCGCACGACUCAGACAACUCGGGCGACUCGGGAUUUCAGCUCGUGCUGGAAUCUGCUACACCCAUCUCGUUGCGCGAUCAAGCUGGACUGACGAAACGACGAAAAGGCAAGGCACACGUGCGGCUACCAGCGACAACUGGCAACUUUGUUUCAUCGUACACCGAAUCGUAUCGUCUCACAGGUCGAGAAAGCAUGUGGGCAUUUACGCAUCGGUUUGGCAGUGCGUUGGCGAGCGUCAAAGGACAACGACUGGCCAAGCAACACAUGGGACUGUUGGGCUACAUUCCUGAUUUCGACGAUUCGAUGGUCAAGCAUCCUAGUGAGAAGCGCGACGACGAUCAAGUGCUGCCAAGUGGAGCUGAGUGCGAUCGACGCUAUCUGAAUGGGUGGGAGAAGUUCUUUGGCGAACGCGCGAUGAGUUUGACGCCAUACAGCUCGGCGCUCACUGUGUCGAAUUUGGGGCUUGUGCAGGUAUCCAAUGUUUCGAUUGAUGCUGGUUCCGACUCGCGCUGGAGCGUCGAGGCGGCGACAUGGGCACAGUCACAUACGCCGCAAGGUGAGGCAUUCAACCUAGACGUGGUCGGAUUCCUCAACACGCACAAUUCACAGCGCACAGAAUGCCUCAGCAUCGCUCUAUCAACUCGCCCGGACGCAUUCGCCAACCGCUCCCUCUUUUCAACUUUCAAAUCCUACCUGCAACGCUUAGUCCUACUCUUCGGCGCCGAUCCGCUCCCCCCCAAUCAACCAAAGCCAGAGCUCCACAACAACACUUCACAACCCUCAUUGGACCUCACUUCGGACCUCACCUUUGCUUCCAUCGCACUCUGGCUCACUUCUUCCUAG
Molecule: messenger RNA, 1836 nt
Organism: Mycosarcoma maydis (corn smut)
Lineage: Eukaryota; Fungi; Basidiomycota; Ustilaginomycetes; Ustilaginales
Exons: 1
Coding region: 1-1836 (611 amino acids)
Source: RefSeq, a predicted model, not a curated record